Danio aesculapii is the source of this 692-nucleotide messenger RNA. It is a transcript of the gene eloca, whose product is annotated as elongin C paralog a. Lineage: Eukaryota; Metazoa; Chordata; Actinopteri; Cypriniformes; Danionidae. Gene Ontology annotation, molecular function: protein-macromolecule adaptor activity. The record is from RefSeq and is a predicted model, not a curated record. Bases 78 to 416 code for a protein of 112 amino acids. Gene Ontology annotation, cellular component: elongin complex. The transcript has 3 exons. Gene Ontology annotation, biological process: ubiquitin-dependent protein catabolic process.
GUGCAGUACACCAUCAAAACCAUCCUAAUGCUUUAUUUUGUUGUUUGCAGGUGUAAUAAUACAGUGACUGUUAAACAAUGGAUGUUGAAGAGAGGAAUUAUGGUGGAUGUGAGGGGCCAGAUGCCAUGUAUGUGAAGCUGAUCUCCUCCGAUGGCCAUGAGUUUAUUGUAAAGAGAGAGCACGCUUUAACCUCUGGCACCAUCAAGGCUAUGUUGAGUGGACCUGGUCAGUUUGCUGAAAAUGAAACCAAUGAGGUGAACUUCCGGGAGAUCCCGUCUCAUGUCCUCUCCAAAGUUUGCAUGUAUUUUACCUAUAAAGUGCGCUACACCAACAGCUCAACAGAAAUCCCAGAAUUCCCCAUUGCUCCUGAGAUUGCCCUAGAACUGCUCAUGGCUGCAAACUUCCUAGACUGCUAAACCGGAAUGGAGUGUGUGUUAUUUGACUGACUUCAGUUUCAUCUUUUCACCUUAUGGUUCUAUGAUUUUGUAUUGAGUGUGUAUUUAUAAAUGUUUUGCUCCUUUGAUGCUGUUUUGUUUGUUUGUUUAUUUGGUAUUGUGUGUUUUGAAAUGACUAGAUAAUAUAAGUUGUGUAUGUUGUUUUAACAAUCGUUUUGUAUUUGAUAGCGUACAUACUACUACGACAAUUGUGAAAGUCUAUGAAAAAAUAUGAAUAAACCAAAUGUUUAACUGUCA